Messenger RNA from Linnemannia hyalina, 2643 nucleotides. The record is from the annotation of a GenBank genome assembly. Lineage: Eukaryota; Fungi; Mortierellomycota; Mortierellomycetes; Mortierellales; Mortierellaceae.
AUGCCUUCUUUCACAUCUGACAAACAACAACAACAAUACGAGGAACCGCCAGCUCUCCCUCCGCCCCCUCAACACCCACUGCUGAUCCCAGAACUACGCGACCAAAUCACCGAACACUUCACCACCCAAGAUGUCAUCCACUGUCUUCUCGUCAACCGGCUCUGGAACAAAGUCUUUACCCCAUACCUCUACUACACCGUCAUCCUCCGCCAAAAGGCCCUCGAACGAGCCAAAGCCGACGGUGUCGCCUCUGCAGCAUCCUUUUUCCCACACUAUGGUCACUGGGUCCGACAUUUGGAUCUGAGAAUGAACGAUCCAGACGCGACGCUGGAUAUUGUGCGGGAGUGUUGUCCGUGGAUGGAGUCUGUAAAGUUGAACUUUGGGCGAUUGUUGGAGGAGCAGUUUGAGUUGUUUGUUCUUGGAAUUCAGUCACCGGGGUUGUUGGCGAGGUUUGGAGGGGCGAGGGAUCCGGUGCAGGUGACGACUUUGAAGCGGUAUAUGACUACCGCCUCACACGCCAACACAAGUGAUACUGUAGGGACGAAGCUGAUGACGCCACAACACCAGGAGUGGAGGAGACGGUCAGUCGGGACUGAACUCUCGACGGCAGCAACGGCAGCAGCUUCGGAUGACAAAGAUAAGCAGAUUCUGAGCUUAACCAAGGCCAGGAGGAACAGUAUAAACCCUUUCCCGACCCUUGUUCCUUUGACCUGGGCUCCAGCCUAUGAACACUCGAUCAUUGUUCCAACAGCCAUUAUCGUCCCUCCAGCCAUCACUGCCACUGACACCGACACCGACGCCAGAACCGACACAGUCAACACUACAGCACUUGAUGCAUUACUUUGGCACAUCCCCACAGGCCGCAACGGCUUCCUGUCCAACUCUAUAAAGAACCUCCAGCUUCAAGUCCCUGGUGAGAAUCUCUAUGCCGUCCUGUUGUGGCUAACCCGCGCAGGACUAGACGGCCGACUCCAGGGUCUACGGUCGUUUCGACUCUCUGGACAGGAAACAUCUGCAGUCUUUGGUGUCCCUUCCUCGGCGAUUCAUGAUUUCUUGGCUGCUCAUUCCAGGUUGGAGCAGUUGACACUUUUGUCGAUCCAGGUCGAGCCUGCGCCAUCAGAGAAUCCUUGGGACUGUUUAGAAGGAUCGGAGGGGUCUGAGAUGUUACAAUUGAUGGUCGAUUCUGGGUCCUCGCCUACACCAACCACAGCCAGUGCUCCGACUAAUUCUGAUUCAGGAGUAGCCACCAGGGGUGAAGGAACCGAGAGUGACACAAACCCAGAAGCAGAUGAAGAGGCGGCAGCGGCCAUGACGGCUAUCGCAGCAGCAUUGGCAGCAGCUGUCGCUGGCAAGUUUGCGCAACCAGCUCUCUACAAGGGGAUCCACUACAAGACCCACAUCCCUGACUACUUUGCGGACCUGAUUGCCACCAGCCAAUCGACCCUCGAGGAACUCAAAUCAGCCGACCCAGGGGCUACUCGAUCCAAGGUCACGGAGCUCCACAUUUUCCAAGACGGACAGCUCGGACCCUUACUCUCACGACUGCCGCAUCUCCUUCGUCUUACGACCGAGUUUUUCGAACGCAGUAGAAUCAGCCCUGACCUCUUGCUGCCCAUUCAAACCUCCUGCCGGUCCUUGGUCUCGUUCACAUACCUCGGCAAGCCCAGGUGUCCCUUUGCGGAUCGGUACCCUCGAAACAACCGCCCAUCUCCAGAUCCGUUCUUCACCCACUGGGAGUCGUUUAUGCAGGAACUGGUUCAUCUGAAGGAGUUGAUUCUUUUGAACGCCAACUUGAGGGAUGAGGAUAUGAGAAUCUUGGUGGGAUAUGGACAUGAUCGGAUCCGGGUGCUGAGGAUCAAGGGUGAGACCAGGUCUACUUGGCAAGGAGCGAGGAUGGUGUUGGAGAAUUGUUCAAAGUUGGAAGAGUGUACCCUGACUUGCUAUGGGCCUGUCGACGACCUCUUUUCGAAUUUCGGACACCCUGUCGUACUUUUCCAUCCUACCACCGCCACGGGUGCUAGCGAAGAAGAAAGUGAACCAGGCGAAAAUGAGGGACAACAAGAACCUGAACCGCCACAAGUUGUUGGUCGAUCAGAGCCGCCAGAGUGGUCAAGCAAGGACACCCUCCACAGUCUUUGUCUGAUCGGUAUGGUCCUGUACAACGACGAGGUCAACCGGCAGCUCUUUACACGACUCAAAAAACUCCAUCACCUCCAUGGGCUGACCAUCGCAGGACGUGGGGUGACACUAGAGGGGCUAUUGGGCGAGAAUCUUCGAGUGCUGGCAUUGGAGGAUGAACGCUUGGCGCAGGGGGAACUGGACGCGUGCCGACAGCGACACGAGGCAGAGUAUGGAGGUGGUAGCGAGGAAUCGCAGACGCCUGUUCCCUGUGCCACUUGCAAUCCCCCUGACUUCUCCAUUGGCAAUCACACCUGCAAGAAAAGGCGGAGUAGUUUGUACCCAGAUCUAGAGACACUGGACCUCCCCCGUUUGAACCAAAAGCUAUCGUCAAAGGACCUGAUCCAGCUGGUGAAGGAACUGCCCAAGCUCCGGUGGAUGGACUGUGGUGGAGCGUAUGAGCUCGAGACUCUGGUGUGGCUCGACACGCGUCGUCGUGAUCUGUCCAAGACCUUUAGUCGAUGA